GGCAAUCUGUUACCUAUGACCAGCAAUUCAUCAUUUUCAAUAUUCUGGAAAAUGUACAGUGUUUUCGUGUGGUCGCUCGAAUUGGUUUACGUGGUCACAUUAAUCCCUGCCUGCUUCUUAGUACCGAUAGAGAAAGCAUUGAGUGAUGGAGUAACUACUUUGAUCGUCAUGAUAGAAUCAGUUUUCACCAUUGUGCGAAUACACGUGCAGACAACAUUGAUACAACAAUUGAUACAAAAACUGAAUGAGUCUCUGAACACUGAAGACAAGAACAUGAAAAAUAUCGUAAUUAUGGCUGUAAAUCCCUUGAAGACUCCAUUCAAAUUUUACUUAGUGAUUGGCACAUUUUCUGUUUUUGUCUGGUCUUGUUUAUCAUUCUUAAUAAUAUUCGAAAGGAGUACUUUUUACUACGCAGAUUUUCGAUCUCCAGCCAUUUAUUCUAAAGAACCAUUCUCUAUUAAUGUUUUCCUAUUGGGUAACGUGAUAUCAAUGGUCAGCAAUGUAUACAUUUUUUUAAAAAAGGUUAGCGUGGAUAUCUAUACAACACAUUUAAUAUCAUUGAUAACGUCGCAAUAUCACUGCAUCGCUUCGAGACUUGUAUUAGUAUUUCGAAACACUAAUCGACAGGAUAACAGCAGUUUUUCAGAAAAUGAUUUCACAAAUUCCUGCGUAGAGAAGGAAAUGAAAAGUUUAUGUCGAGUAGCUCAAAGGCGACUUCAUGCUGCAGAAGUAAAAUGUCGAAAAGCUGCGAAAAAAACACUUUUGACACCAGGACAUAGAGCUCAACGAAUGGAUUUUGCUAUGAACCAUCUAGAUAUUACAGAAGAAGAGUGGCAGAGAGUAAUAUGGAUGGACGAGAAAACUUUUUCAACUGACAAAGAUGGUCGUUAUCGCGUCUGGAGAACCGACAACACCAGAUAUGAGCCAAACAACGUUUUACCGUCAACGUCUAGUGGUCACGUCACGGCAGCAUUCUGGGCAUGGAUGUCGGCUGACGGUCCAGGAGAUCUGGUAGAAGUAGGAAGAAAUUUUAACGCUGAGCAGUAUGUGGACAUUCUUGAUGGAGUCAUGCUGCCCAGUAGUACAGAUAUAACGGAUAAAGCAUUUCACGAAGAUUGGAACCGAUUCAGUUUGUCUAUAAAGCAUUCAUUUUUAUUGGCGAUAACAGCUAGUAAUAAUAUUACUAUUAACCUUUCAUUAUUUGAAAAUUUCAACUUAUCUUUACCUUCAUUUAUGGCGGUUAUAAAUCAGUCAUAUACUAUUGCUCUUCUGAUAUUAAAGAUGAAGUAA
Wasmannia auropunctata (little fire ant) is the source of this 1290-nucleotide messenger RNA. RefSeq lists its product as uncharacterized. The annotation marks the transcript as partial. The record is from RefSeq and is a predicted model, not a curated record. The transcript has 4 exons. Lineage: Eukaryota; Metazoa; Arthropoda; Insecta; Hymenoptera; Formicidae. Gene Ontology annotation, molecular function: nucleic acid binding.